AUGCUCAAUACCAGUACGUCUCUGCAAGGGGGCAAGGUCUCCAGGGAGGAGUUUAGACGCCAGAAAGACCUCGAAGCCGCCCGUAAAGCCGGUACCGCUCCUGCUGCCGUCGACGAACAGGGCAAUGCCAUCAACCCCCACAUUCCCGAGUACAUCACCAAAGCUCCCUGGUAUGCGGACACCGGCGUACCCUCGCUGGCUCACCAGCGUAUCAAAGAAGAAGGACCCCAUCUAAAGCUCGACGAAUGGUACGACCGAGGCGCAAAGGCUGGGCCAGCGGCCAAAAAGUACCGAAAGGGUGCUUGCGAGAACUGUGGAGCGAUGACCCACAAGAAGAAGGACUGUGUGGAGAGGCCAAGGAAGAGAGGAGCAAAGUUCACCAACAAGGAUAUCGCGGCGGACGAAGUCGUUCAGAACUUUUCGACGGAUUACGAUUCCAAGAGAGAUAGGUGGAAUGGUUACGACCCCGCCACCUACAAGCAUGUCGUCGACGAGUACGAGGCCACGGAAGAGAUGCGCAAGAAGUACAGGGAGGAAGAGAUUGACAAGCAGACGUCUACGGACAUGGCUGCUGUCAAAAAGCUCGCAAAGAAGGAGAAGGAAGAGAAGGAUGGCGACGACGAUGACUUUGGCUCGAGUGAUGAUGAUGAUGAUGAUGACGACAAGUAUGCGGAUGCGGCAGAUCAGGUCGGCCAGAAGCUGGAUACCAAGACCCGAAUCACCGUUCGAAACUUGCGUAUUCGAGAAGACACCGCCAAGUAUCUUAUCAACCUCGAUGAAAACUCGGCGUACUAUGAUCCCAAGACGAGAUCUAUGCGAGAUGCUCCUGUCCAGAACAUGGACCCGGAAGAUAUGAAGUUUGCUGGUGAUAACUUCCAACGAUUCUCCGGCGACGCUGCCAAGAUGCAGAAGCUCGAACUUUUUGCCUGGCAAGCGUCCCAGCGUGGUAACAACGUCCAGGUUCACGCCAACCCUACCGCCGGUGAACUUCUACACAAAGAGUUCCAAGACAAGAAGGAGGUUUUGCGGGAUACCAACAAGACUUCGAUCCUGUCUCGGUAUGGUGGUGAACAGCAUCUGCAAAAGAUGCCGAAGGAGCUGCUGUCUGGUCAAACCGAAAAUUAUGUCGAGUACUCUAGACAAGGCCAGGUCAUCAAAGGCCGCGAGCGGACCACAGCUCGCUCAAAAUACGACGAGGAUAACUACAUCAACAACCAUACCUCUGUCUGGGGCUCGUGGUAUGACCUUUCCAACUCCCAGUGGGGCUACGCCUGUUGCCACUCCUUCAUCUCCAACUCUUAUUGCACGGGCGAAGCUGGUAAAGCUGCCAAUGUCUCCUCGUCUGCAUCCAAUCUGCUCGCAAGUGCCGAUGAUUUGGCGAGGGUAGAGGAAGAGGCCGAGAAGGAAAGGAAAUCAUUGAAGGAACAGCAUGAGGAGGAUCUCGCCUCGGGCAAGAAGGGCAAGGGGAAGGAGAGGGAGAGGGACUUGUAUGGGAAGAAGGACGAUGACGAGGCAGUGGACUUGGAUAAGGACAGAUUGAAGAAGGCCAUGAAAGAGGAGAAGAAGAGAAAGAAAAUGGAUGAAGAUGAGGCUUGGCAACAGGCCAAAAAGGGCAGAACGGAGGUCACUCAGGAGGAACUCGAGGCCUACAGGUUAUCGAAACAGGCCUACGAGGAUCCAAUGGCCAAUUAUCAGGAUCCAGAAGACCUGUGA
Messenger RNA from Cryptococcus wingfieldii CBS 7118, 1713 nucleotides. Its product is annotated as pre-mRNA-splicing factor SLU7. Gene Ontology annotation, biological process: mRNA splicing, via spliceosome. Lineage: Eukaryota; Fungi; Basidiomycota; Tremellomycetes; Tremellales; Cryptococcaceae. The record is from RefSeq and is a predicted model, not a curated record. The transcript has 5 exons. Gene Ontology annotation, cellular component: spliceosomal complex. The coding region runs from base 1 to 1713 and encodes 570 amino acids. Gene Ontology annotation, molecular function: pre-mRNA 3'-splice site binding.